Bathycoccus prasinos is the source of this 3183-nucleotide messenger RNA. RefSeq names its product nitrite reductase. Gene Ontology annotation, molecular function: iron-sulfur cluster binding; iron ion binding; heme binding. NCBI's taxonomy places the organism in Eukaryota, Viridiplantae, Chlorophyta, Mamiellophyceae, Mamiellales, Bathycoccaceae. The transcript has a single exon. The record is from RefSeq and is a predicted model, not a curated record. Bases 1 to 3183 code for a protein of 1060 amino acids.
AUGAGAUCCGCACUCAACGCGUCGUCGUUAGGAAAUAACGUAAGAAUUCAGUGCGGCGCCUCUUCUUCUUUUAAAGACGAGAGCGCUUCUUCGUCUUCCUCUGCUAAAAAUCAUCACCAUCAUCAUCGUUUAGCACCCAAGACAACAAAAGGCGGAAAAAAAAACAUCAUCGUCCAACCAAACGUCGCGUCCAUCUCCUCUUCCUCUUCUUCUUUGAAUAACACUACUGUUUCGGCGAUGGUCGUCGUCGGUGUGACUGGAACAGCCGUGGCGAUUGCUUCUUUGAACCGCGCUGGGAGCAAUAACAAGAGCAGCGGGAGAAGAACGUCGACAAGAAAAGCGCAGACAAAAGACGUGAACACUUCCGAAAGUUUGCUCAAACAUGUCGUGGAAAGCGAAAGCGCGUUGAAAACAUUUAACGAAGAGACGAAGGAAAAAUACUUCCCAAACUUCCCAGAAGUCGUUCGCGAGGACGCGCACGUGUAUAAAGAUGAAGACGGGUACUACGUGGUCAAAGAGGAGUGGCAGAAACCGACGAAUCCGUUUGAAAAGUUGAAAUUGGCCAAGGACGCCAUGAAGACGGUGAUCGCGUUGAACGAGAUUAAAACUUUAGGCGAGAAGAGCGGGUCGACGAAAGAAGAUUUCGAGAAGUUUGAAAAAGAGUUGGGAGAUGGAGAUGAAAUCGACCAUCGCUUGAAAUGGGCGGGACUGUUUCACCGAAGGAAAGGACAUUACGGGAGAUUUAUGAUGCGAUUGAAGUUGCCGGGCGGGAUCGUUUCCUCGGAACAGAUGAAGUAUUUGGCGAGUUUGGUGCAAUCGUACGGCGACGACGGGUGCGCAGAUAUCACGACCAGGCAGAACAUUCAAAUGCGAGGGAUUCAGUUGAAAGAUGCGCACGAUAUUAUGGUCAACUUGGAGCGUUUAAAGAUGUGCUCUUUACAGUCCGGGUUGGACAACGCGAGAAACGCCACCGGGUCGCCCAUCGCCGGGAUCGACCCGUUGGAGAUCAUCGAUACGAGACCGUUUACGGAUAAGAUUCAAGAAUAUGUCACCGGUGGUGGAAGAGGAAACCCGGAAAUUGCCAACUUGGGGAGAAAGUGGAACGUCUGCGUGGUUGGUUCGUCGGAUUAUUUCGAACACCCGGAGUUGAACGAUUUGGCGUUUGUCCCGGCGAAAAACGAGACGACGGGCGAGAUGGGAUUUAACGUUUUGGUCGGCGGGUUUAUCUCCUCCGCGAGAGCUGCGGAAGCGAUCCCCUUGGACGCGUGGGUUCCUGAAUCAGAUGUUGUCGCCAUGACGCACGCGAUCUUGACCACGUUCAGAGAUUACGGCCAUCGCGGCAACAGGCAAAAAGCGAGGAUGAUGUGGUUGGUGGACGAGAUGGGAUUGGAAGUCUUUCGCACGGAAGUCGAAUCGAGAAUGCCAGGUGGGGCAAACUCGUUAGCGCGAGCGGCAAAACAAGAUUUAAUCGAUCGCACGCAAGUCAGAAGAAAUGUCAUCGGCGUCCACGACCAAAAGCAAGAAGGUUUACAGUGGGUUGGCGCGAACGUCGUCGGCGGUCGUUUACAAGGCGACGACAUGAUGCGCAUCGCAGAGUUGGCGGAGAAGUACGGCAGCGGCGAGAUUCGUUUAACCGUCGAGCAAAACUUCUUGAUUCCAAACGUUCCGAAAGAGAAGGUCGACGAGCUGUUAAAAGACGACUUGUUUUCGCGAUACUCGACGAAACCGGGUAGGAUCGUUGGAAACAUCGUCGCCUGCACGGGGAACCAAUUUUGCGGGUUUGCGCAAAUUGAAACCAAGCAAAACGCGUACAAGUUAGCGGAACACUUGGAAUCCGUGCUCGAUUUUCCGAAAGACGUUCGAAUGAUUUGGACCGGGUGUCCGAACUCGUGCGCGCCGGUACAAGUCGCGGACGUCGGUCUGAUGGGCGCGCAAGUCAAGGAUCCGUCCGGCGCGAAAGGUAUGGUUCCCGGCGUGAACAUUUUCAUCGGCGGCACGGUUGGUCCAACUGGCCAUUUGAAAGAGAAAGCCGAGAUCGAAAAAGUGGCCAUGUCCGAGUUGUAUCCGGUCGUGGAAAAUGUCAUGAUUGAAAAGUUUGGCGCGACGAGGAAAUCGACGCCGACGGAAAAUCCAAACAACGCCGCGAGGUGGAAAAUCAACAAGUCCGCGCAGUAUACCAAAGGCGUUCCGAAAGCUUUGGGGAAACAAACACACAUUUGCACCGGGUGCGGGUACAUCUAUUCCGAGGAGAAACCGUUCGAUUCGUUGCCAGCGGAUUACGUCUGCCCGUCGUGCUCGGCGCCGAAAUCCAAGUUUGAAAAGAUGAAAACCGAGGACGCGGCGCCGAAAUCGGCGAGACCGGUGACCGAGUACCCAGAAGGCACGUUGGUGACUUUGAAAAGUGGCGAGAAGGUCAAGUUAAAACUAGUCGAAAAACAAGACGUUUCUGCAAAUACGAGACGAUUUAGAUUCGAGUUACCGACGAAAGAGCACAUUCUCGGCUUACCGGUUGGACAACACGUCAUGGUGUCUUGCGACGGCGGUAAAACGUCUCGUCCGUACACGCCGAUUACCAACGACCAGGAGAAAGGCUUUAUGGAUUUGAUGGUGAAAAUUUACGAUCACGGCGUCGUAACGCAGCAGUUGGACAAGUUACUCGUCGGAGAAGAUUCCGUGGAGUUUGAAGGCCCGAACGGUUUGAUUCGAUACACGGCGAGAGGUGAAUUUUCGGUAACCAACGCCGUCUCCAACGCCGUUGCAAAGAAAGCGAACGUGAAAUCGAUUUCUAUGAUUUGCGGUGGUACUGGAAUUACGCCUAUGCUUCAAGUGGCCAGACAAAUCUUCAACGACGUCGGCGAUACGACGAAAGUGAACAUGAUUUUUGCGAACCAGUCGCCGAAGGACAUCUUGUGCAAAGCCGAGUUGGACGAGUUGGCCGCCAAGGAUCUGAACUUUUCCGUGCACUACACGGUCGAUACGCCGAGUUUGGAGUUGUACUCGAAUGAGAAUAAAUGGACCGGAAGCGUUGGUUUUGUGAAUAGCGAGAUGAUGAAAGCGCAUUUACCGCAACCGAGCGACGAGAACGUCGUUUUGUUGUGCGGACCUCCGAUGAUGGUAGAAAGCUGCGAGAAGAACUUGAAAAGUAUAGGCUUCGAUUGCGAGAAGAACGUUUUGAAGUUUUAA